GUGGAAAUGUAAACUUGUGCUGAAUCCUGUCGAAUUGCUGUACAAGCAUGGGGUCGUUUUAGUAAUUCUUUUAACAAAAUAACGACAGCAACGUUUGCAAUGGAGAACAUCCAGAAUCUUCCUAUUGACAUCCAAACCAGUAAACUCUUGGACUGGUUGGUGGACCGAAGACACUGCACACUGAAAUGGCAAAGUGCAGUUAUGACCAUCAGAGAGAAAAUUAACGCUGCCAUUCAGGAUAUGCCAGAAAACGAAGAGAUCAAACAGCUGCUCUCCGGCUCAUAUAUUCACCAUUUCCAUUGCUUACAAAUAAUCGAAGUAUUAAAAGGAACGGAAGCGUCCACCAAAAAUAUUUUUGGCAGAUAUUCAUCACAAAGGAUGAAGGACUGGCAAGAGAUAGUAUCCAUGUAUGAAAAAGACAAUGUCUAUUUGGCUGAAAUGGCCAGUAUUUUGGUUCGUAAUGUGAGUUAUGAAGGGCCAGCUUUAAGGAAGCAGGUGUCUAAAGCUCAACAGCUGCAGCAGGAGCUGAGCCGACGUGAGCUGGAGUGUCAGAGCGGUUCUGCCGACUUGAGAGAACGCUAUUAUGCUGCCUGUAAACAGUACGGCAUAAAAGGGGAAAACGUGGCAAGGGAGUUGCAAGCACAGGUUAAAGAUCUGCCUGUGGUUUUAGAAGAAACUGGAAAAAAAGCUGCCUGUCUGAAAGAUGCCAUAGAGUUUUACACAGCAUUCACUAAGUUUGUCAGCGACUGGUCAGAGGAAGUACUGCCCUUACUGAGGUUUGUCCAGAAGAAAGGAAACACAACUGUAUAUGAGAGAAAGACUGGAAAUGUGCCUAAAGUUGUAGAGAGACCUGUAAUGGAGGAAGCACCACCAGAUGUUGUUACAGAGGAGACGAUUGACUGGGGUGAUCUUGGCAGCGGUGCUGGUACUGGUAGUGAAGAGGUAAAUUUUGGGAUUUCAGUUGAGGAUGGUGUGGAUUGGGGUAUUGGUCUUGAGUCUGGUACUGAGGAAACAAGUGGUGGUGGUAUUGACUGGGGAGACUCUGAAUCUGCCCCAUUGGAAAUUGAAGUUGUGGAUGUGGGCACAGACUGUCCUGAUGGUGUAGCCAGAGGUGAAGAUGCCCUUUCUCUUCUGGAAAACUCACAAACACGUAGCCAGUUCAUCAAUGAACUAAAGGAGUUGGAAAUGUUCCUGUGUCAGCGGCUCAGUGAGAUGCGUGAAGAAGGCGACUUGGUGGCCAUGAGUCAGUUCCAGCUCGCUCCCUCAGUGAUCCAGGCCCAGACACCUCAACGUGUGCAGGUCAUGCUGGCAGAUGUGCGUGAGCUGCUGAACGGGCUCACUUCAGUGCGAAUGCAGCACCUCUUCAUGAUCCAGGCAUCACCACGCUAUGUGGAGCGUGUUUCUGAGCUGCUGCGGCAGAAACUCAAGCAGGCUGAUAUCAUGGUAUUAAAACGUGGCACACUGGCUGAAAAACGACAGGAGGCACUGGAAGAACAGGCCAAGCUGGAGCCACGAAUUGAUCUGCUGGCUGCUCGCACCAAGGAGCUCCAGAAACUGAUUGAAGCUGACAUUUCAAAAAGAUACAACAACCGUCCUGUCAACCUCAUGGGAGUUCAUGUGUGACCAAGAAAGAGUAUUUACAAACUGCACAUAUGCAUCAUUUCAUAAAUAAAUGUUUUCUCAUUU
This is a messenger RNA of Danio rerio (zebrafish), 1686 nucleotides long. RefSeq names its product CDK5 regulatory subunit associated protein 3 (gene cdk5rap3). NCBI's taxonomy places the organism in Eukaryota, Metazoa, Chordata, Actinopteri, Cypriniformes, Danionidae. The record is from RefSeq and is marked provisional.